Molecule: messenger RNA, 10007 nt
Organism: Paramuricea clavata
Lineage: Eukaryota; Metazoa; Cnidaria; Anthozoa; Malacalcyonacea; Plexauridae
Source: the annotation of a GenBank genome assembly
GCAUGCAAAAAGAGGCGAUGGUCGUAUAAUGUCUGUGUUAAAUAACGAUGGCAGCUAUGAACUAUUUAAUAGACAUACAUGUGUUCGACUUUGUUUAUAUCACAGGCUCCGACAACGGGAAAAUGUUAAUGUAUUUAGCUUUAACUUGUUAUAUAAAAACCUAAUUACAUAAGACGUAUACUUAAUUAUUUUGUCUUCAAUAUUUAAGCCCUUCAACCCAAGCAUAGGCGUAUAAGCAUCAAGCACUAUGACAAUCCUAGCAUAAGCCUUUUUAGUGUGAAGUUUCUUCGAAACCUCACAGUAUUGUGAUGACUGGGGGGAAAUUCAAACGAAACAGUCAGUCAUUCAGUCAGUCAUUCAUUCAUUCAUUCAUUCAUUCAUUCAUUCAUUCAGUCAUUCGUAAACUUUCCGGGGGGUGUAUAUGGUAUAUGUUCGUAGUGAUUUAUCGUACUUAGUCUGUGCUUUGAAGGUUAUUUAGGCAAUUUCAGUUGUCUUAUUUAAAUAUUCUUUAAGCCUUUUGUCAAGUUUUGCCAAGUUUACAAAAAUUUCGAGGAAUUGUUGUCGUUAUUGUAAAUUUUAUAACAUGCGCUUCUCAUGUUGUGUAAAGGAUCUUUACCCCGGAACACCCGAUUUUUUCUUUAGCAGCGCAAAUGCGCAUGCGCUAUCAAGCCGUAGAUCACGAUGGCGUGACGAUGCUAGGAAGGAGCGAGACAAUGUUGUUUUGAAAUGUAUAAACAUUUCAGACAUGAAUAUUGAGUAAAUCUUCGAGAAUCUACGCAAUAUAUAAAUUGAUGCUAUGCAUUCAAUUAAGUGCCGAUAUUAUUUAGACGGUAUAUUCAUUUUACAGAGCUAGCAAGGAGCUAGGACAGUGCUUUUAUUCAAGUGUAUAUAUUAUUAUUAAACAUUUUAGACGUAAAUAUUGAGUCGAAAAUCUUUGAGAUUCUAGGCAUUCAAUUGAGUGCCGAUAUUAUUUUCACGGUAUACCCAUUAUACAGAGGCAGGAAAGAGCGAGAGAGUGUUGUUUUCAAAUAUAUAAACAUUUCAGACAUGAAUAUUGAGAAAAUCUUUCAGAUUCUACGCAAUAUAUAAAUUGAUGACGUUAUGCAUUACCGGCGCCCAAUUAAGUGCCAGAAGAUAUAUUGUUUAGGCCGUGUAUUCAUUAAUUAUACAUUGGCCACAUUGGCUGUAUAAGGUGCUACACCACAGAAUAGAUGGCUACACUCAGUACAAAGAGGCGAAAGAGCGAAAAAUUGCAUAAGACAUAGCGUAAACAACUAUUAAACAGAAGCGGGUGUUCGUAUGGCGUUUACGAAGAAAAUAACUUGAGUUGUGAUCGAGACUAAAAGAAAUCAGUUGAGUCUGCAGAGCUCUUUAUUUAAACAAGAAAGACGAGGAGUUUAUAUAGCCAACGUGUUAUUGCCAAUCGCUUGGCUUGCCAACAAGCUUUAUGCAAUAGAAGAAAAAUAGGUACGCACUGCGUACAUGUGACUAGUCUCUCCUUUGGGAGAGAAAAUUGGAAUUCAUAUCACAACACACCAGCCCAAUGUCUGUAUUGUGUUGAAUUUAAAAAAAUUAUGGCGGUAUCGUGAAUAUUUAAGAAUUAUAAAACAUCUUUCUGCGUUGAUAUAAAGUUAUAUAAAGACUAUAAUGAGUUUUGUGGAAACACGAUGCCCGACGGGCGAGUGUUUUCAGUCAUAAUAAUAAACUGAGUAGACUCGAUGCAUGCCCGAGCGCCACGCGCGAGGGUAAAAAUUUCAACAUGCAUUUUUGGCUGCUAUGAUUAAACUAAUUAAAGACAUUAAAAAUGCAAUACAUUUGACCUUGAUAACUUUCGUAUUGUUGGUUUUCUCUUUUCAGCCGUAUACCAGUGGAUUCGUCUCACUUUUCUCUUUAUUUUGUUAGUAGUUUGAGCCCAAAAUAUUAUAAUUUGAAGGUUUUAAUGUACAGUUUUAAUAAGCGAAAUUGUAUUGUUGACAAAUCACUCAAAAUGAUUAAACUAAUUAUAAAAAUGCAGUCCGUUUGAUCCUUGAUAACUUCGGAAUUGUUGGUUUUCUCGUUUUCGGCCGUAUGCAAGUGAAUUCGUCUCACUUUUCUCCUCAUUUUGAUAGUAUUUUGAGUUCAAAAUAUUUUAUUUUGAAGGCUUUAAAACGCAGUUUUGAUCCUAACGUACGGACCAACUGGCGGCCGACAGGAAAAUGUGUAGCGUGCUAAAUAUAACUUUACUUGUGCAUGUAGGCGGAAACGCCGAAAGUUUUAUUUGUAGGCGGGCACCGCAUUUUAGUACUGUGUCUGGUUCUGUUUUAAUUUUCUUUAAUAUAAUAUAGCUAACAUGCAUGAAAAGAAUGUAUAUGCAAGUCUGCUACUGCAAUUACCUGCAAUGAUAAUACCCAUAUUACCGUAUUAAUAGUAUAUACUUCAAAAUAUUCAAUUAAUGUUCUGUCAACUUCAAUAUACUAUAAAGUACAUAUAAAAGGAAUGACACUUAUAAGUGAAACAAACAUAUGGUUUGCUAAAAACCAACUUGAAAUAUGUCGAGAAUAUUCUAAAGAAAACAUCAGUAACUACUUUGUUUGAUACUUUGAUUGUUUCUACUUUAAACGCUACACUUCAGUAAUAUUGUCAAUAGUUGCUUAGUGGUGAAUUCAAUAUCGGGCUAGCCACAAAAAAGCAAGGAGGUAGCCAAAAUGUACCGUCACGGACUUACUUUGUGUAGUGUCUAGCACAACGUCAACAGUGCAAACUCGUGUUCAGUGCAACGAUAACUCUACCAGAUCCUACGAGAAUCAAUCUGUACACAGAGCCGUUAGGUAUCAAAGCUUGUUAAAACUGCUAUAAACACUGCUAUAACUGUGAAACUAUUGAAAUCUAAAGUGACAUUAUUGAAUACAUGCGAAAAGCUGAAAAUGACUCAUGAAACGCAAUGUGACAUUGCCAUUGAGAAUAUAAAGUCAAAGUUCAAUCAGACUUGUUAUUGUGAAACAUGUCACAAUUAGGGGCCGAUUACAUGGAGAGUUUUCAACCCGGGCUAAAUUUCAGCCCGGUUAACCGAGUUGAAAUAGCAUCACGAUUACAUGGGCAAUUUGAACCCGGGCUGAGUUUUAGUCAGAGCUAUAUUUAUCCCUUGUAGUAAACAAACCUGGGCUGAAAUGUCAUCCCGGCUGAAAUCAUACGAUAUCACGAAAGGCAAUAUUCCGCUUGUUUGAGCAUUAGUCGACUAUUUGAUUUGUGUAAGACUGUGGUUGCAUAUAAAGUAUUAAAGAUGAGACGAAACGCGAAAUAAAGCCAUUUAAACGAUUGUUUUUUUAGCCCGCGCUGAAAUUAUUUGCGAUUACAUGGGAUAUUUCAUCCCGGUUGAUAGAGCUGAAAAUCUCAUCCCGGGUGACAUAAACCGGGGUGAAAUUUUAUAGGGGUCCCGGGCUGAAAUUUCAUCCCGCCGGUUUGCCGGGCUGAAAUUUCAUCCCGGGCUGAAAACCUCCAUGUAAUCGGCCCCUUAGAUCAGUGGUCAUAAUUAGGUUAAAAUGCGGAAGCGGAUGGAGCGGAUCCACGGAACGGAUAUGGGGAUAAAAUAUAGAACGGAUGGGGAUAAAAUGCGUUCUUUUAAUGAUACAACGUCGUAGUGCUUAUUAUUCAUAACAUAUUUUAUACAGCUAUUUGGGUGAUGGGAAUAAUCAUAUUAGAUAAGUUCAGCGUAUCAGUAGCCUCGUUAGGAUGCUUUUAGCGAAAGCUGCAAAUGCAAAUGCAAAUGAAGUUUUAGAAUAUGCAAAAUUUGGGUGUUGGUGAAACAAUUUAAAUUUCGAGUUGUCGCGUGUGGCAUCACAAUAAAUAAAUAAAUUGUAUCAGUUCCACGAGGCACGUUUCUGAUCAGUUAGGCUUGUUUCAAACGUGGCGCUACUCGUGUGCCGAACGCAUUAUAAAAUAGAUAAUGAGAUGAAAUGCCUUUGGUAAACUGUUUAUUUCGUAGUGUAUAUAAGCCAUCAGCCUUUCUAGGUUGUCGGCAACCCUAUAUAGUUCUUGCAGUGUCUUUUUCAAUUUGAAACUUCACACUAUCCUUGGAUCCCUAGUUUAAUUUAUAGCCUUACAAAACGUAUUAGCAAUCUGCAGACCAAUUAAGAUUACGAAAUAAAACCUAAUUCAUAAGUCAAAAGUCCUGUUAUUCCUGCCUAUACCAAAACGUUUCCUUAGCGGGACAAAAUUUGUCAUACUAUAUGAAAUAUAUACAAUGUAGUAAACAAUGUAGUUCUAUAAAUAGCGCUGCAAAGCUUGUACAUUUCAACACGCAACACAAAUAUUUUAGCGAUUGUGAUUCGUUGUAUAGAGAAAAACCACUGUAUAUAAUAUACAGUACACUUUUUGUGAAACAAAGACUUUAAUCAAUAUAUAUUGUUAAAUUGUAUUUACCAUUUGGUACAUACUCCCCGUGCGUUCGAAAAUAUCCAAUAUUGGCAAUAAUCAACAAAGUUUAUACAAGAAGAAAAGGUUGAUAUUACUAAGUUAUGCAAGUCCCGCAGUUCCGUUGUCGGCUGUUCCGCUAAUUAGUCAUAUCCCUGCGUGGCCAUGGGCCCAUUUCGUAUAUUAUGUGUGAAUCAUAAUAAAUAUUUUAUUAUCAUAUAUACGAUACACUCGAUUUUGCUGUUAUAGCCAUUGCUUUAUGAACAUUUGUCAUAUCAACUUUGCACUAUCCUUGGGAUCUCUGAUUUUAAUAUUGGGAUCUAUCCUUGGGAUCUCUCAUUUCCAAACUUGGCAUUGUCCAUCCCCAUGGUAUUUUUGCUAUAUUUCCUUUUAUCUGUCGACCUUCAUAUUUGCGCUCGUGUAUUUCUAUUGUACUUUUAAUAUAUCUUUAUCAUGUACAUUUAUUGUUUACACUUUGUUUUGACUAAAUUAAUCUUGUUUUUAUCACGUGAUCCCUUUUGUAUUCUCUAGUAUGAAAGCACAUGUUUUUCCGAACCUAUAUUAUCAACGUCCAGAAAAACGACCUUUUUUAGUGUGAAGUUUCUUCGAAAGUAUAGUGAUGAGUGGCGAAAAUUCACACGAAUCAGUCAGUCAGUCAGUCAGUCAGUCAUACAGUAAACUUUCCGGGGGGUGUAUACGAUUUUUGUUCGUAGUGAUUUAUUGUACUUAGUGCUUUGAAAGUUAUUUAGGCAAUUUUCUUAUUUAAAUAUUCUUUUAUCCUUUUGCCAAGUUCACAAAAAUUUCGAGGAAUCGUUUUCGUUAUUCAAGCCGUAGAUCACGAUGGCGUGACGAUAUGCUAGGAAGGAGCGACAGUGUUGUUUUCAAAUGUAUAAACAUUUCAGACGUGAAUAUCGAGUACAUCUUUGAGAAUCUACACAAUAUAUAAAUUGAUGUUAUGCAUUACCCGGCAUUCAAUUAAGUGCCGAUAUUACUUAGACGGUAUAUUCAUUAUACAGAGCUAGGAAGGAGCGAGACAGUGUUGUUUUCAAAUAUAUAAACAUUUCAGACAUGAAUAUUGAGAAAAUCUUUGAGAUUCUACGCAAUAUAUAAAUUGAUGUUAUGCAAUUAAUACCGGCAUUCAAUUAAGUGCCCAUCGAUGUUAUUUAGACCGUGUAUUCAUUAUACAUUGACUGUAUAAGGUGCUACACCACAGAAUAGACGGCUACAGCCUACACUCAGUACAAAGUCAAAGAGCGAAAAAUUGCAUCAGAUCAAUAAAGCGUAAACAACUAUUAAACAGAAGCGGGUGUUUGUAUGGCGUUUUAAUACGAAGAAAAUAACUUGCGAGACUAAAGAAAUCAGUUGAAUCAGAGCUCUUUAUUUAAAUAACAAGGACGAGGAGAUAGCCAACGUGUUAUCGCCAAUCGCUUGGCUCGCCAACAAGCGUUAUGCAGAAGAAGAAAAAAGCAAGGAGGUAGCCAACGUGUACCGUCACGGACUGUCUAGCACAACGGUGCAAACUCGUGUUCAGUGUAACGAUAACUCUACCAGAUCUGAUCUUACGAGAAUCAAUCUGUCUGUACACAGAGCUGUAUCAAAGCUUGUCAAAACUGCUAUAAACACUACUAUAACUGUGAAACUAUUGAAAUCUAAAGUAACAUUAUUGCAUACAUGCGAAAAGCUGAAAAUGACUCAUGAAACAGAACCACAGUGGUCAAAGGUCAAUGAGACUUGUUAUUGUGAAACAUGUCACAAUUAGGUUAAAAAGCGGAUGGAGCGGAUCCACGGAGCGGAUAUGGGGAUAAAAUACGGAACGGACAGGAAUAAAAUGCGUCUUUUAAUGAUGUAACGUCGUAGUGCUUAUUAUACAUAACAGGGCGUUGUUAAAACCCGGAAUGACGGAAUACGGCGGAAUAUCACGAAAUAUGCCGAAAUAUCACGGAAUAUGCCGGAAUAUCACGACAUUUUCCGAUGAUAGCCAUGCGAUUGUUUAUAAACAUGGACGUCUGACAACAUAUUUUAUUACAAAAGUGAUGGAUCUUUCCCAUUUUGACGGUAAGUAACAAACAAUAACUAUAUACUGGAAGUUUUAUGUGUUGUUUAUAUCAUUAUUACGAGUGUUCACCAAAAAUUUUGAAUCAGUACGAUUAAUUCCUCCAGAGUUUAUACAGCGUCUUGAAAAAUAAAAGUGCUGACGUCAGCAUUAUUUUCGAACCUUCCGAACUGUGAUAUACACAAUUUAGUUGCAAAUUCUUGGUUAAAUUAAGGUUAAGACGUGACUUCUUACCUGAUAUAAACAAGAAUUUAAACAUCUUGGCUCAAACCUUGGCUUAAACUGGCCUUUAUUUUAGCAUUUGAUUUGGGGGUGGUAGCUAUAAAAAUUAAAAUGGCCAUUUUUUAAUAUACCACCAAGCUUUGUCCAAAAAUCAAAUGCUAAAAUAAAGCCAGGAAAGUUUGAGCCAAGAUGUUUAAAUUCUUGUUUAUAUCAGGUAAGAAGUCCUGUCUUAACCUUAACCAAGAAUUUUUAACUAUUUAAAUUUUGUGUGUAUAUGACAAUUCAGAAGGCGUUCGAAAAUAAUGUUGACGUCAGCACGUUCAUUUUUCAAAACGCUGUAACUCGUAAUAAUGAUGUAACUUGGUGAACACUCGUAAUAAUGAUAUUUAAAUCAGUAUAUAUCAACAUACAAACCUUCCAGUGUAGAGUUAUUGUUUGUUACUUACUGUCAAAUGGGGAAAGAUCCAUCAAUUUUGUAAUAAAAUAUGUUUUCAGACGUCCAUGUUUAUAAACAGUCGCAUGGCUACCAUUGGAAAAUAUCGUGAUGUUCGGGUAUAUUCCGGGAAAAUGUCGUGAUAUUCCGUGAUAUUCCGCCAUAUUCCGUAAUAUUCCGCCAUAUUCCGUGAUAUUCCGCCAUAUUCCGUGAUAUUCCGCCAUAUUCCGUGAUAUUCCGGCAUUCCGGGUUUUCACAACGCCCAUUCAUAACAUAUCUUAUACAGCUAUUUCAAUUAAAGUUGUCACUGAGACAAUAGUCAAAUGUGCAAUAUGGGCGCUAAAAGGAUGAUGGGAAUAAUCAUACUUUUAAAUAAGUUUAGCAUAUCAGUAGCCUCGUGGGGAUGCUUUUAGCGACAGCUGCAAAUGCAAAUGAAGUUUGAGAAUAUGCAAAAUUUGGUUGUUGGUGAAACAAUUUAAAUUUCGAGUUCUCGCGUGUAGCAUCACAAUAAAUAAAUUGUAUCAGUUCCACGAGGCACGACGUUUCUGAUGUGUUAGUUCAAACGUCGCUACUCAUGUGCCGAACGCAUUAAAAACAAUAGAUAAUGAGAUGAAAUGCUUUUGGUAACUGUUUAUUUUGUAGUGUAAGCCAUCAGCUUUUCUAGGUUGUCGGCGACCCUAUAUAGUUCUUGCAGUGUCUUUUUCAAUUUGAAACUUCACACUAUCCUUGGAUCCCUAGUUUCCCGGAUCCAUAUUUUUCAGGUAGAUAUAUCAUCUACAAAAGGUCACAUUUCCUAACUAAUUAUGUAUAUUAUUAAAAAUUUACUUAAAAUAGGUUGGAGGCUUCAAAACGAUCCAUUGCCAGCCUAACAGCAGAGAGCAAACAAUUUAAGAAGAAGUUGUACAAGCUUCCACAGUCAUGUGAGGUUUGUAUUAGUUGCUGUUCUCUUCAUAGUGUACACUAGGUGGCAAACUUUGAAAUUAUGUCUGAUCAAUCGGAUGAUUCUGUGUCCACAUCAGCUAGCUCGGUGAUAGGUAAGACAAAAUGCGGAACCUAUCAAUGUGAUGUUUGCAAGAAGAAAUUUUCAAAUUCACAAUUAAAAAUCCAUAAAAGAAUACAUUCUGGAGAAAGACCUUAUGAAUGUGAUGUAUGCCAGAAAACAUUUUCAUAUAAAAACAGCUUAAAACUACAUAAACGAACACACGCUGGUGAAAAACCUCAUGAAUGUGACGUGUGCAAGAAGAGGUUUUCAGUAAUGGCACAGCUAAUUUGCCAUAAAAGAUUACACACUGGAGAAAAACCUUAUAAAUGUGAUGUUUGCCAGAAAUCAUUUGCACAACAAGGCUAUUUAAUACUACAUAAAACAUUUCAUACUGGAGAAAAGCCUUAUGAAUGUGAUGUUUGUAAAAGGAGAUUUGCACUAUCAAAGACCUUAAUAGUGCAUAAAAGAAAACACACUGGAGAAAAACCUUACCAAUGUGAUCUUUGUGAGAAGAAAUUUGCCUCAGGAAGUAAUUUAAUAUCACACAAAAAAACACAUUCGAAAGAGACACCUUAUGCAUGUGAUGUUUGUGAUAAGAGAUUUUCCAGGUCAGAUAGCUUAAAGCAACAUAAAAGAACACACACUGGAGAAAGGCCCUAUCAAUGCGAUGUUUGUCACAAACGGUUUGUGCAACAAAGAGUCUUACAAGUACAUAAAAGAACACACUCCGGAAUAAAGCCUUAUGAAUGCAAUGUUUGCCAGAAAAGAUUUGCACAAUCAGGCACAUUAGUAACCCACAAAGCAACACAUACUAAAGAAAAACCUUAUGAAUGCGAUGUUUGCAGAAAGAAAUAUUCUAUAUCAGCGCACUUAUCAAGACACAAGAUGACGCACACUGGAGUCAAACCAUUUGCAUGUGAUGUUUGCCCAAAGAAGUUUCACAGAUCUGAUGGUUUAGCUGUACAUAAAAAAUCACACACAGGAGCCAAAAAUUAUGAAUGUGAUGCUUGCAAAAAAAGGUUUAUCUUAUCUGUACAUCUACUAGAACACAAAAGAACACAUACUGGGGAAAAGCCUUAUGAAUGUGGUGUUUGCGAUUACAAGUGUUCUUCAGCAAGUUCUUUUACAAAACAUAAAAGAACACACACUGGUGAAAAACCUUAUGAAUGUCAUGUUUGCGAGUACAGAUGUUCUACUUCAAGCGCAUUAGUAGUGCAUACGAGAACACAUACUGGAGCCAAACCUUAUGAAUGUGAUAUUUGUCAGAAGAGAUUUUCCAUAUCAAGUAGUUUAGCAGUGCAUAAAAGAACACACACUGGCGAAAAACCUUAUGAAUGUGAUGUUUGUAAUUAUAAAUGCACUUCAGCAAGUUCUUUAAUAGUACACAAAAGAACACAUUCAGGUAUUAAACCUUAUGAAUGCGAUAUUUGUAAGUACAGAUGUUCUAGCUCUGGUUCUUUAGUAUCACAUAAAAGGAAACAUACUGGAGAAAAAGCUUAUGAAUGUGAUGUCUGUAAGAAGAGAUUUUCGUCAUCAAGUGCGCUUUCAUCACAUAAGAAAACACAUAGUACAGAUAAACAAUAUGAAUGUGAUGUUUGCACCAGAAAGUUUUCUUUAUCACAACACUUAGCCAGACACAAAACAAUACAUGCACAGGAGAAGAAAUAUCAAUGUGAUGUUUGUAUGAAGAAGUUUUCACAAUCCAGAUAUUUGGCCCUCCAUAAACGAAUACACACCGGAGAAAAAGCAUAUGAAUGUGUCGUUUGUGAGAAAAGAUUUCACCAAUCAAGCGGCUUAAUAGCACAUAAAAGAACACACACUGGGGAAAGACCGUAUGAAUGUGAUAUUUGCAAGAAAACAUUUUCAUCAUCAAGUGGCUUAGCAAGGCACAAAAAGACACAUGGUGGGGACAAAUCUUUUGAGUGCGA